AUGAAUUUACAACUGAUAUUCUGGAUUGGACUGAUCAGCUCAGUUUGCUAUGUGUUUGGUCAAACAGAUGAAAAUAGAUGUUUAAAAGCAAAUGCAAAAUCAUGUGGAGAAUGUAUACAAGCAGGGCCAAAUUGUGGCUGGUGCACAAACUCAACAUUUUUACAAGAAGGAAUGCCUACCUCUGCUAGAUGUGAUGAUUUAGAAGCUUUGAAAAAAAAAGGUUGCCAUCCAAAUGACAUAGAAAACCCUAGAGGCUCCAAAGAGAUAAAAAAAAAUAAAAAUGUAACAAAUCGUAGCAAAGGUACAGCAGAGAAGCUCCAGCCAGAAGAUAUUACUCAGAUUCAGCCACAGCAUUUGGUUUUGCAGUUAAGAUCAGGGGAACCACAGACAUUUACAUUAAAAUUUAAGAGAGCUGAAGACUAUCCCAUUGAUCUCUACUACCUUAUGGACCUCUCUUACUCAAUGAAAGAUGAUUUGGAGAAUGUGAAAAGUCUUGGAACAGAUCUCAUGAAUGAAAUGAAGAGAAUAACUUCAGACUUCAGAAUUGGGUUUGGCUCAUUUGUGGAGAAAACUGUGAUGCCUUAUAUUAGUACAACACCGGCUAAACUCAGGAAUCCUUGCACAAGUGAACAGAACUGUACAAGCCCCUUUAGCUACAAAAAUGUUCUUAGUCUUACUGAUAAAGGAGAAGUAUUUAAUGAACUUGUUGGUAAACAGCGCAUAUCUGGAAAUUUGGAUUCUCCAGAAGGUGGUUUUGAUGCAAUCAUGCAAGUUGCAGUAUGUGGGUCAUUGAUUGGUUGGAGGAAUGUUACACGGCUGCUGGUGUUUUCCACGGAUGCUGGCUUUCACUUUGCUGGAGAUGGGAAACUGGGUGGCAUUGUUUUACCAAAUGAUGGACAGUGUCACCUGGAGAAUGAUGUGUACACAAUGAGCCAUUAUUAUGAUUAUCCUUCUAUUGCUCAUCUUGUUCAGAAGCUCAGUGAAAAUAACAUUCAGACAAUUUUUGCAGUUACUGAAGAAUUUCAGCCAGUUUAUAAGGAACUAAAAAAUUUGAUUCCUAAAUCGGCAGUAGGAACAUUAUCUGCAAAUUCAAGCAAUGUAAUUCAGCUGAUCAUCGAUGCAUACAAUUCCCUUUCCUCAGAAGUCAUUUUGGAAAACAGCAAAUUGCCAGAAGGAGUAACAAUAAAUUAUAAAUCUUACUGCAAAAAUGGAGUGAACGGAACAGGGGAAAAUGGAAGAAAAUGCUCCAAUAUUUCCAUUGGAGAUGAGGUUAAAUUUGAAAUUAGCAUAACUUCAAAUAAAUGUCCAACCAAAACUUCAGAAACUAUUAAAAUUAAGCCUCUGGGUUUCACUGAAGAGGUGGAGAUUGGUCUUCAGUUCAUCUGUGAAUGUGAAUGCCAGAAUGACGGUAUCCCUAAAAGUCCAAAGUGUCAUGAAGGAAAUGGGACAUUUGAGUGUGGAGCUUGCAGGUGCAAUGAGGGACGUGUGGGUAGACACUGUGAAUGCAGCACAGAUGAAGUUAACAGUGAAGACAUGGAUGCUUACUGCAGGAAAGAGAACAGCUCAGAAAUCUGUAGUAACAAUGGAGAAUGUGUCUGUGGACAGUGUGUCUGCAGGAAGAGGGACAAUACAAAUGAAAUUUAUUCUGGCAAGUUCUGCGAGUGUGAUAAUUUCAACUGUGAUCGGUCCAAUGGCUUAAUUUGUGGAGGAAAUGGUGUUUGCAAGUGUCGUGUGUGUGAAUGCAACCCAAACUACACUGGGAGUGCCUGUGACUGUUCUUUGGAUACAACUUCAUGCAUGGCCACAAAUGGACAGAUCUGCAAUGGACGGGGCAUCUGUGAAUGUGGUGUCUGUAAAUGUACAGAUCCCAAAUUCCAAGGGCCAACAUGUGAGAUGUGUCAGACCUGCCUUGGUGUCUGUGCUGAACAUAAAGAAUGUGUUCAGUGCAGAGCCUUUAAUAAAGGAGAAAAGAAAGAUACGUGUGCACAGGACUGUUUACGCUUCAACAUUACCAAGGUAGAAAAUCGGGACAAAUUACCCCAGCCUGGCCAGGUCGAUCCCCUGUCCCACUGUAAGGAGAAAGAUGUGGAUGACUGCUGGUUCUAUUUUACAUAUUCUGUGAAUGCAAACAACGAAGCCAUUGUUCAUGUUGUGGAGACUCCAGAGUGUCCCACUGGUCCAGACAUAAUUCCAAUUGUUGCUGGUGUUGUUGCUGGAAUUGUUCUUAUUGGCCUUGCGUUGCUGCUGAUUUGGAAACUUCUAAUGAUAAUUCAUGACAGGAGGGAAUUUGCUAAAUUUGAAAAAGAGAAAAUGAAUGCCAAAUGGGACACGCAAGAAAAUCCGAUUUACAGGAGUCCUAUUAAUAAUUUCAAGAAUCCAAACUAUGGACGUAAAGCUGGUCUCUAAGUCGCCGGUGAAAAUCCUAUUUAUAAGAGUGCCGUGACAACUGUUGUCAAUCCAAAGUAUGAGGGAAAAUGAACACUGCUUGUCCAAAUUUCACAACACUGAAUGCAAAGUAGCAAUUUUCAUAUUCAUAGUAAGGUAGCGUUAAGGUAAUAAUUGCCAUGGUUUUUAUUCAUGUGCAGUUUUAAAAACUGUAUAAUAUGUAUAAUUGUUUUUAUUUUUAUUAUUUUGAAAAUAAUGUCAUAAUCAAUGCCAGGGACUGACAGAAGACUUGAGAUGGGAUGAUUAUCCUUGUCAGCAAAGGUCACAUUGUGCCUUUUUGAUCUUUUCCUCCUGGACUUUGAAAUCAAGCUCUUACUGGCUUACGUGGUAUUUUUAAAGUGGAAAGAACAAUAGAUAAAAGCAUCACUAUGUUGGGAGUUUUAUUAAUCAAAUAUUACAUUUUAUUUUUAGCUUUACAGAUAUGUCAGAACCUAUAUUUUCCAGUUAAGCCGAAAAUGGAAAGUAAAUGUGCUGUUAGCUAGCUUAGAAUUACUUUAUUAUUUUGCUGUUUACCUAUCAUGACUGAUGACAUAUCUGAAAAUUGAGUAUAUUUGAACUUAUAGAUAUAAAAUAGCUUUGGUAUAAUGUGCAAAGGCCAUGGGAAGAAUUCAGAGAGUUAGGAAGGAAAAACAAAUAGCUUUAAAAACCUGUGUGUGCCAUUUUAAGAGUUACUUGAGCUUGGUAACUUUUAUGCCUUCUCUUUAUAAAUUCAAGCCUUGGAUAAAAGUACUGGGGAAUAUUCUGCAAAAAAAGUCCUUGAUUUAGCAUUAUUUCAGAUAGACUUUAAUUUUGUAGUGUUUGCUGAAUGGGGACCUUUUUGGUUUUACUCUUUUCAUUUUGUUAAAAGCCUGGUGCUUUUUAUCACCUCUUCUAAUCUUUUAAUAUAUUUAAGUUUUUUAAUAAGCCUUUUUUUUUCCAAUCAGUGUAUUUUCUUUGAAAGUUUGGCUGUAAAUUUGCCUUUUUAAAUGAAUAUGUGACACGUACUGUAGCUUAUGCAACAACUAUCACUUAAGCAAGUCAGUUUUCAAUUAGUGCCAUAACAGACCACUGUACAUGUACCUUUCCUUGUUUGAGUUGCCUGUCUUGUUUCAUACUAGCCACAUUCUUGUUUUAAGUGCCUUUUAAUUUUAACAGUUCACUUUUUACAGUGCUAUUUACUGAAGUUAUUUAUUAAAUAAAAAUGCCUAAAAUAUGAAAAUUGGAUGUUUUGACUCUCUAUUGGUGUCUUUGUCAAUUUGCAUGUAUAAAAUUGUUAAAGAUUAAAGAGGUUGAGGAGAA
Elephantulus edwardii (Cape elephant shrew) is the source of this 3723-nucleotide messenger RNA. Its product is annotated as integrin beta-1-like. Lineage: Eukaryota; Metazoa; Chordata; Mammalia; Macroscelidea; Macroscelididae. The transcript is spliced from 16 exons. Gene Ontology annotation, molecular function: laminin binding; integrin binding; fibronectin binding. Gene Ontology annotation, cellular component: focal adhesion; cell surface; integrin complex. Gene Ontology annotation, biological process: integrin-mediated signaling pathway; cell migration; cell-matrix adhesion. The record is from RefSeq and is a predicted model, not a curated record. The coding region runs from base 1 to 2406 and encodes 801 amino acids.